CCGCCUGUUUGGGCAGGUGCUUCCUUUCCCCGGCGGCGCCUCCGUAGGGCGGCUGGGGGCUGCCUCGGACACCGCUGCCGGGCCUUGUGGCGGGGUCCGGACUGACCAUGUGGCGGCCGAGGUGGCGCCGUCAGCCGGCUUCCCCCGCCAGUGGCGCGGUGGUACGGCUCGGACUGGGACGACGGGCGGUCGCGGGAGCCGGGUCCCUGGCUUCCCCCGGCGCGCCGGGGGCUGCGUCCCGGAAGGGGCGCCCAGGCCAGUGGGCAGCGGGCCCAGCCCGGCGGCGAGCUGCGGCCGGCUCCGCGCACGUCACUUCCCGCGCCUCGCUUCCGGCCGGCUGCGAGCACUUCCGCGUGCGGGGGGCGCGUCGCGGGCCUGCUCGCGCCGAGGGGGCGGAGAGAGGCUGGCCGCCCCACGGUGAGGCGCUGCUCUACCGGCCCGCCCUCCGCCCGGGAUGCCCCUCCUCACGCCUCGGCCUCGCGCGGACCCGCUGCCCCCGGCGCCUGCCUUCUCCGGCCCGCGGCGCGCCCCCCGCCCCAAAGCCGUGCGCCCUUAAGCCCCGACGUGGGCGGGGGUGCAGCUGCCAGCGGCCCGACGGCGCGGGGACCUGCACCGGCCGGAUGUUAGAAAACGGAAUUAUGUAAUGGCUGACGUCCUGCCGAGCGCUAGUUCCAGCCGACUAUUAUUUUGUAAGUCGGGUUGAAAAUGCCCAGUGGGUCCCAGCGCUUUCCUCCAGCGGUCAGAUGGUUCGUGGGCCCCGUAGAUUAGCCAGAGCCCUGGCACUUUCCCAGCUGGCCCCGAGGCCCUCACCUUGAGGUCUGUCAGAGGCUGGACCCCAGCUUGGGCCAUGUCACGUGGUGCGGCACUCAAACUAGUAAAGAUGUCACAGGAUAAAAGUUGCUUUUUGCUGAAAGCCACUUGAAUCACAUGGGCCAAGAAUGAAGAAUGGGCUGUGGAAACACGAGUCAGAGUCUGGGAGGCCGCUGUGAUCCCAGCCAGGACGCUGAUUUUCAGCUCACACCCUGGCGCUUUGCCGGGCAGAGGCUUGUCGUCGGGGUCCCUGCUCCCCGCCUCUCCAUGCUGCUGUCGCCAAUGAGAUAAAAGUGCCUGCAGCGCCGUGUCAUGGCGUCCUCAGCUAACCCCCAAGCCCUGGCAGAGCUGGCACCCGGCCCCGAGGAGAAGCCCAGGGGGAAGCCAGCCCUCACCUGGGGUUCUCUCUUCGGCCCCCGAAGUGAGCAGAUUGUUUUCGCCAAGAGUGGCAGCAGCCCCGAGGAGCACACGCUCACCGUCACCAUCACGGAGACCACUGUCAUCGAGUCGGACCUGGGCGUGUGGAGCGCCCGCGGCCUGCUCUACCUCGCGCUGUGGUUCUUCUUCAGUUUCUGCACGCUCUUUCUCAACAAGUACAUCUUGUCUCUGCUCGAGGGGGAGCCCAGCAUGCUAGGGGCCGUGCAGAUGCUGUCAACUACGUUCAUUGGAUGUGUCAAAAUAUUCGUUCCUUGCUGUUUAUAUCAGCACAAAAGCCGGCUUUCCUACCCGCCCAACUUCACCAUGACCAUGCUGUUGGUGGGUCUGAUGAGGUUUGCAACAGUGGUUUUGGGGCUGGUCAGCCUGAAAAACGUGGCAGUUUCAUUUGCCGAGACAGUGAAGAGCUCUGCCCCCAUCUUCACUGUGAUCAUGUCCCGGAUGAUCCUGGGCGAGUACACAGGAGAACUGAUAGAUACAGUUGUAGGUCUGCUGGUUAACCUCUCCCUCAUCCCAGUCAUGGCAGGCCUGGCACUGUGCACAGCGACCGAGAUGAGCUUCAACAUCUUGGGGUUUUCGGCCGCGCUGUCCACCAACAUCAUGGACUGUCUGCAAAAUGUUUUUUCGAAAAAGCUCCUCAGCGGGGACAAAUACAGGUUCUCGGCUGCGGAGCUGCAGUUCUACACCAGUGCCGCUGCUGUGGUGAUGCUGGUUCCAGCCUGGGUCUUCUUGGACUUGCCGGUGAUAGGGAGGAGCGGGAAGAGCUUCAGGUACAGCCAGGAUGUCAUAUUGCUUCUGCUGGUGGACGGUGUGCUGUUCCAUCUGCAGAGCGUCACAGCAUACGCGCUCAUGGGGAAAAUCUCCCCAGUGACCUUCAGUCUGGCCCAGGUGAGCCUGGGAAGGACUUGACGUCACCUGAGCCCACUGUGAGCACCGUGCUACCCUGCUGCUCCAAAGUCCAGGAGCAGACCUGCGUGCGGUCCCAGUCACGCCGGCUCUGCGCUCUGCUCGGCCCUCACCUCGACCCCUACAGUGGGGCCCAGAGACCACUAGGAAUACUGGGACUCUGUUCUGAAGCCUGGGGUGCCACUUCUCUGCCACGCGCCCUUGUUUCUUUUUGGGCCAGGGACUGUUUCCACGUAUUCCCCAAACUUUGGUUCUCAGUAAUCAUUAAUGAUGGUUCAAAAAAGGAUAGGAAAUAGAUGUUUUUAUGGUUUUUUUCAUAUUAGAACAGCAAUACUUACUCAUGGGAAGUUUGGAAAAGGCAGGAAAGGCACAAAAUGAAGUUUAAGUUAGCCAUAAUCCCAACUCAAAAGGUAACACUGUCAAUGCCUGGGGUGUCUUCAUAUUAACUGUACAAGUCCCAGGGCUGGAGGCACAGGCCUCCAUAAGGGCUCACUUUUCUCCUGGGUGCCUGAACGGAACUGCAGGUAUGCCGGAAGUUCUCUCAUUGUUUAGAGAGUAAGCUGCAGCCUUCAGGGCUAAAAUGUCAUCACAUCUAUUAUUUACUUACAAGUAUUUCAGUAAAAAAAA
This is a messenger RNA of Manis javanica (Malayan pangolin), 2778 nucleotides long. Lineage: Eukaryota; Metazoa; Chordata; Mammalia; Pholidota; Manidae. The record is from RefSeq and is a predicted model, not a curated record.